AUGAUUCCGUACGGUCUCUUCUACGUGAUCCCAACCUUUAUCAUCUGCACGAUAUGGUUCAUUCCCGAGUCACCGAGGUGGCUCGUCCUCAAGGAUCGAAAAGGUGAUGCCCUAGCCUCUUUGCAUCAGCUCCGAGCCGGAAAGUACACAGAAGAACAGAUUGAACUAGAGUACCAGGGUAUUGUGAUGGCCGUCGAGCAGGAAUCCGCAGCAUCGCAAGCGUACCGUGGUUGUGACAGGUGCUUCUUUCUGCAAUCCACAGGACAGAUCUUCACGUCUAUCUACGGCGCACUUUUCGUCAAGUCGCUUGGAACCAUCAACCCGUUCACUGUUACGCUGCUUCUGGGCGCUUCUAUCCAAGUAUCUGCUUUGAUGACCAUGGGCGGCCUCGGUACUGUCAGUGACCCUUCUACACAAAUCAAAGCAGGUAUUGUGUCAAUGAUGGUGGUCUUUACCUUUGGUUAUGCUCUGGGGUGGGCUCCUACGGCGCAUAUUCUCAGCGCAAAAAUUCCCGCAUUAACUGUUCGAGAUAUGACUUACCGAUCCGCCUCAGUUCUUAACAUUGCUACACAAUUCACUGUAUCGUUCUCUCUUCCAUACCUUCUCAACAAGCCUUAUGCAGCCCUGGGAUCGCCCGUUGGAUUCAUUUUUGAUUCGAUUUCAGUCUGUUCUAUUAUAUUUGCCUAUUUCUGUGUUCCGGAUGUAUCCGGCCGCUCUCUAGAAGAGAUUGACCACCUUUUUGCGUCCGGAAUGCCUCUGAGAAACUUCAAGGGAGCUAGAGUGGAGACCGACCCUGGGCUUCGAGAUUGCAAGGAUUCUGAAGCGGGGGUGACUGUCAUCCACAAGAACGAAAUUUAG
This is a messenger RNA of Fusarium coffeatum, 858 nucleotides long. RefSeq lists its product as uncharacterized. Gene Ontology annotation, biological process: carbohydrate transport; transmembrane transport. Gene Ontology annotation, cellular component: membrane. The transcript has 5 exons. Gene Ontology annotation, molecular function: carbohydrate:proton symporter activity. Bases 1 to 858 code for a protein of 285 amino acids. Lineage: Eukaryota; Fungi; Ascomycota; Sordariomycetes; Hypocreales; Nectriaceae. The record is from RefSeq and is a predicted model, not a curated record.